AAUAAACCGAUGACAUUGGCCUGAUUGGAGUCGAUUGAAUCGAUUAAUGGAAUUCAAACGAGCGUGGCUCGCCAACACGAGAGACUCAAUUGAUAACCAACCAUUCAUUACGGAUCGAUAAUCGCUCCGGAAAGGUUUGUUCGCGAUGCGUAUCCUCUUGCUGCUGUCGUUUAUCGCUCUCGUGCAACCGGAGAUUACAUUUGGAUUAGAUUCCGAGUCCUGUGACGUCAAGUUCCAAAAUGGCAGCUAUGGCGAAGGAACUCUAAAUCAGACCUUUACAGGAGUUCCUUUUUGUACCUAUUUGGGUGUGCGAUACGCAGAAGCUCCGGUGGGACAACUGCGUUUCCGAAACCCAAUUCUUCAUCACCCUCAUGGAGCCGAGAAAUACACUGAAAUGGGAAACAUGUGCCCACAGGAGAAUGACAUCUACAAUUUCACGGAGAUACUAGGCGACGAAGAUUGUUUGUUCAUGAACAUUUACGCGCCGAGAAUUCCUGACAGUAAUAAGUAUCCUGUCGUGGUAUACGUCCACGGAGGAACAUUCAUGGUAGGAUCCUCACAAGAGAAUGUCGGAAAUGGUGUUGAUCUGUUAAUCAACAGCGGUGUUGUGGUCGUUAGCGUUAACUACCGCCUCUCAGUACUGGGGUUCCUGCGAUAUCCCGCGUUCAACAUUACCGGAAACUUCGGUCUUAAAGAUCAGCGAGCAGCUUUGCAGUGGGUACAGCUAUACAUCAAAUACUUUGGAGGUGAUCCCCAUCGUGUAACUCUGAUGGGCCAAAGUGCUGGAGCCGGAUCGGUAACCUAUCAUCUCUACUCAGAAGGAUCGCGAAACCUUUUUCAGCGACUAAUUGCCCUUGGUGGAUCACUGCUUGCUCCCUGGGCUCUGAAUUAUAAUUCUCUAGAGGAUGGUGAAAAACUAAUUGCUCAUUACAAUAUUUCCAGUCUUGUAGAUCUGCAACAAUUACACUUCAAAGAAUUCUUAGAACGUACCGAUUCGUUUGACAUAUUUGGUUUUUUCUCAAUGUUCUAUCCUGGUUUCAUCCCAUCCGUUGAAGACCAUAACGACCCGGAAGCUGUCAUAACAGCUACUCCUCACGAACUGAUUCGACAGAAACCUGUUAUUCAGGUUCCAAUUUUGAUCGGUCACACAUCCACCGAAUUUGAACUCCUUCUUUACUAUGCAAGCUUUCUCUACGUAGGUGACAACUUCCCGAAUAAAGAAGAUGCCUCCCUUAAACGGAACAUCACCAAACUAAUCAAACACAAGUUCAAGCAAGCCAAUGACCCUAAUUUCUAUCGGAAACUAGCCAACGUAGCCAACCUUCUUUAUCCAAUCAAGCGACUGUUGCAGCACCUCUUCCAUCAGUUGGAUAGCGUUCCGCUCUACUACUUGCAGUUCGAGUUCGACGGUCGAUUCGGUUUCUACAAGAACCAUUUCUACGCGAAGCGAACCGAAGGCAGCCGAUAUGGAGCGGUACAUGGUGACGACCUGGGCUAUAUUUUCUCACCGUACGUGGUCCAAGAAGCGCUGCUCAACCGCAGCGAGUUCCGUCGCGAAUGGAAGGUUCACGAGCGUACCGUUGAACUGGUGACGAACUUUGUGAAGUACGGAGACCCUACUCCGAAGCGAAGCAAGCUGUCCCACGUGUGGUGGCCACCUUUCAAUGGGAACAGUACAGAACCGAAGCAGCAUCUGCAUAUUGGCGAAUCAUUUGAGAUUCGGGAAGAUGACGAUGCCGCGAACGAGUACAUUCAGCUUUGGGAGCCGAUCUAUCAGUGUUUGUACUAUUACGAUUGUGAUGCAUUGAUGGUAAUGGUAGAGCAGGUGGCGGAGUCGGAGUCCGAAGGGAAUUUAUUGGUUGACGUUAUCGAUGAAAGCAUGAACUUAAUUGAAAAUGAAGGAAGAUGAAUAAAA
This is a messenger RNA of Armigeres subalbatus, 1915 nucleotides long. RefSeq names its product esterase B1-like. The record is from RefSeq and is a predicted model, not a curated record. NCBI's taxonomy places the organism in Eukaryota, Metazoa, Arthropoda, Insecta, Diptera, Culicidae. The coding region runs from base 146 to 1909 and encodes 587 amino acids. The transcript is spliced from 4 exons.